ACACCCAUCGUCUCUUCUUUUAACCGUCAUAGUUUGCUCAGGUUGUGUUGUCCGGCUGCCGUGGAUCGAAAACCACCAAACUGCAUUUCUGAUAGAGUGUGUUUGUCCAGAGGAGCGGGUCAUAUUCUUUUCUGCUGUUUUUCAAACACACCCACGGUCAUACGUACUGCUCUGUGCUGCUGUAGUCCGGGUCGUCAUCAAAUUAGAAUCUGGACCAGGGCUGGUUUAAAGCAGGUUGUGGAAAAUGAUGACAUAUAAGACAUAUAUAGACAAGACAUAUAGAACUAAAUAUAUAAGACAUACAUAUUUCCGUAUUGCAUUCAGCCUUAAAAAAUAGAGAAUAACCUUUAAAAAGAAUAUUAUGUAUCAGAACUUUUUCCUCUUUUCUCUCCCAUUAAACAUCUCAUGACCUCCCAGCUAACGACGAGGCUCCUCCAAAGGUUCACCAGGAUGAUGCGGCUACCUUUCUCAUGGAUGUCCACACAUGAUUGCCGUAUUUCCUAUGGACACUGGAAGGCAUCAGCGGCCCGGUGUUGGGAAAACGGGGAGCGGAGAUGGAGAUGGAGGUGGGAGGGGCCUGGUGUGGCUGACGUCACCGGCUGUGUGGAGGAGUAUAGGCUGUGCUGUCAGCCCAGUGUCAGUCUGAUGAAGAUUGGCAUGCAGGCUUUGUGUGGAGAGUUGGAUACUGGGCAACGGAGCAGACAACAACACUGAAAGCUGCUGCGUUGCUGUGGACAAGCUAAAUUCUCGAUGUGAAGCUAUCCCAUGAUGCAACAUGUGUCCCCAGCACCUGCAGUGACAAUGAUGGCCACCCAGAGUGUUCCUCCACCAUCGUACCAGGAGAGCCAACAGAUGACGGGCACCACUCAACAGAACGUCAAGACCCCACAGGUCCAUAUCCCAGCAGCCACUGCAGCAGGAAAUACCUCUGUUAGUGUGACCCUUGACCCUCAAGCCCAGCUUGAGUCUGACAAGAGGGCUGUUUACAGACAUCCGUUGUUCCCCCUGCUGGCAUUGUUGUUUGAGAAAUGUGAGCAGGCCACACAGGGAUCUGAAUGCAUCACGUCAGCCAGCUUUGAUGUGGACAUAGAAAACUUUGUGCACCAGCAGGAGCGAGAACACAAGCCCUUCUUCAGUGAAGAUCCAGAGCUGGACAACUUGAUGGUAAAGGCCAUUCAGGUGUUGAGGAUCCACCUUUUGGAAUUAGAGAAAGUCAAUGAGCUCUGUAAGGAUUUCUGCAACCGUUACAUUACCUGUCUGAAGACCAAGAUGCACAGCGACAACCUCCUCCGUAAUGACCUGGGAGGACCCUAUUCUCCAUCACACACCAGUCUCAGCAUGCAGCAGGAACUAAUUCAGACCUCCUCUCCAUCCAUGACCUCUGUCUCCAGCUCUGUUAACCCUUCAGGGAUUGUGGUGCCCGCCGGGGGUCUGCAACAGGGCAAUGUCGCCAUGACUACCAUCAACUCUCAAGUGGUUUCAGGUGGGACCCUGUACCAGCCGGUUGCCAUGGUGACAUCACAAGGGCAAGUGUUAACGCAGGCGCUGCCGCCAGGAACCAUCCAGAUCCAGAACUCACAGGUAAAUGUGGACCUGUCAUCCCUGUUGGACAGUGAAGACAAGAAGUCCAAGAAUAAGAGGGGGGUCCUGCCCAAACAUGCCACCAACAUCAUGCGGUCCUGGCUCUUUCAGCAUCUCAUGCACCCGUACCCAACCGAAGAUGAAAAAAGGCAGAUUGCUGCACAAACGAGUCUAACCCUUUUGCAAGUGAACAAUUGGUUCAUCAACGCUCGUCGCCGUAUCCUCCAGCCUAUGCUGGAUGCCAGUAACCCAGACCCAGCUCCUAAAGCAAAGAAGAUGAAGUCCCAGCACCGUCCCACACAACGCUUCUGGCCCGACUCCAUCGUAGCUGGAGUUCUGCAGACGCACAGAUCUCAAACAGGAAACAACUCAGACAACCCGCUGAGUAUGGACAGCCUCCAGUCACUGUCCUCAGACUCAGCCACCCUGGCCAUGCAGCAAGCCAUGCUGGGAGCCGACGACUCCAUGGACGGCACCGAGGAGGACGAAGAAGAGGAGGAGGAAGAGGAGGAGGAGGAAGGAAUGGAGGAGGAAGAGGAGGAGGAGGAUGGGGACGAGAACGACAGGGGGAGGCAAAUGUCCAGCGGAGGAGGAGGGCGGAGAGAUCUGAGCAUGGAGCACAGAGAGGAAUUGGAAGGUGAGGAGCUUUCCAACACCGUGCAGGCCUUCACAGGAACGCUUGGUUCUGGAGCAUAUUUUCUAACUGUAUCCCCAGAGAAAGCUGGAAGACUUAAGGCAUUCAAAAUGUCCAUCGCCCAGGCGGCGGCCAAGGCCAUGCUAUCUGAUGCCCUGCUGCAGGACGGCUACGGGAUAAACCGGAUUCACCACCUGGAGCUGGAGCUUCCUUUGGACAAGGUCAUCAAAUUUGUGUCUGUUGGGCUUCCACUGAUGCUGGUGAGCAUGGCGUUCGCCCGCGAGAUCUCCCUGGGGCCUCAGAUCAGCUGUUUCCCUCCCAGCAAUUUCACCAUCAAGCAGGCCAGCUAUGUAGACACAUACUGCUGGGACUCUCUCAUGCAUCAUGAGUUUGACAGCGAUGGGAACUUUGAGGAGCGCUCUCUCUGGGUACACAAAAUGUUCCCAUACUCUCUUCUGGCCAUGGCGGUGCUGAUGUACCUGCCAGCUCUGAUCUGGCGCCAGCUCGUCAUGCCCACACUGGGCUCAGACCUGCUCUUCAUAAUUGACGAACUUGACAAGUCGUACAACCGCUCGAUCCGACUGGCUCAGAGCAUUUUAGAUAUGCGCCAAAACACAAAGAACCCCCUCACAUUUCAGGCUGAACUGCAGAGGGCCAAGAAGAAGCGAUACUUUGAGUACCCUCUACUGGAGAGAUACAUGCAGUGCAAACAAAACUCCUACUUCCUUGUUAGCAUGCUUUUCUUACGUGGCUUCCUCCUCCUGACCUUCAUGACUGCUGCCUGUCUCUACUUGGCCUACUUCCACCUCUCAGCCUUCCUGCAGGAUGAGUUCAGCUGCUUCGUCCGCACAGGCAUGCUGCGUGAUCAGAACUGGGUUCCUGAGUUGAUUCAAUGUAAAAUGAUUGGCCAGUUGGUCUUUCAGGUGAUAAGUGUGGCCAAUGGUGCAAUCUAUGUCCUAUUGGCUCCCAUUGUUCUCUUCAGCCUGAUUCGACUCUUUGUUUGGGACACCACCUUUGUCUCUGUCUAUGAGGUCCUCCCAGCUCUGGAUCUCAUCAACCGCCGCAAGCUAGGCUGCCCACUGAAUGACCUCAACGUCCUUCUGCUGUUCUUACGUGCCAAUGUAGCACACUUGAAGUCCUAUGGACAAGUGAGAGCAUUGUGCUCACUGGCGCCGCCACAGGUUGGCAACACCACAGGGCAUGACUUGAACGCAAUGCUGACCCAAGAAGAGAUAGAAGAGCGUGAAGAGGCUGCGAUGGAGUUGGCAGAAGAGGUGGAGGAAGCCAAGGAGGAAGGGAAGCUCAACUUAGUGGAUAUCAUGACUAUUCUGGGAGCAGCACAGGGAAGAGUGGUAAACUGCAGUGAGAAGAGGCCUCUAGUGGAGGAGAAUAUGAGUCUGGAGCCAAACCACCAGGGGUACCAUGAGUUGAAGGAGACAGCACCAUUUAGUCAUUACUAGGCUUCCUAUGGACUGAAUCAAUGUGAUAACAAUGGGGGGUUGGGCCACUCUACAGUAGAUUUUCAAGAGUACUGUACCCACAAAGACUGUGGACACCAAUCAAGGGUUUCUGCAGUCUGAAGACCAAAAAAAGCCUCUUUUAGAAUUACAGGGCAAAUUGUUCUGGCUGGAAAUGUCAAUGGAUUUGGAUUUGUCAGUUUUCAGCAGCUGAGCAUCUGUAGCUGCCACAGACUUUCCCUCCGUCUUAGUCUGGUCCCAUUUAUUUUUAAGAAGCCAGGGGUGGCUGGUACUCAAAAGGAAGCUUGCAAGUGAAAGUGGUUACUAUGAUUAUGGAGCGAGAGCACAAAGUCAACUCAGAAUGACCAUACAGUACAACAAAAACUAUAUGUCGUCAUGACGUGGUUGGAUUGUGUAUUUGUGAGAAAAGGUGUUCUUAAAGUACGUAUACAGAACUGUACAUGUCAUUUGAGAGUAACAUUUUGUAACAUGUGACUUACAUCAUAUUAAUUUAAUAAGAAGUAAAGUGACUGAAUAUUGUAAUUUAUGUACUUGCUUUCUUUUUUUGCUUCCUUCUAUUGUUAUUUACAUUAUCAGCAAAUAAGAUGAGUUUUGCUUUUCUGUGAAUUCUAAGCGGUGUAUUCUACAUAAUUCUGAAUAAAUGUUGGUGUAACUA
Molecule: messenger RNA, 4348 nt
Organism: Lates calcarifer (barramundi perch)
Lineage: Eukaryota; Metazoa; Chordata; Actinopteri; Centropomidae
Product: pbx/knotted 1 homeobox 2
Exons: 20
Coding region: 766-3675 (969 amino acids)
Biological process (GO): monoatomic cation transport; regulation of DNA-templated transcription; positive regulation of interleukin-1 production
Molecular function (GO): channel activity; DNA binding
Source: RefSeq, a predicted model, not a curated record